Molecule: messenger RNA, 2013 nt
Organism: Venturia canescens
Lineage: Eukaryota; Metazoa; Arthropoda; Insecta; Hymenoptera; Ichneumonidae
Product: DNA-binding protein RFXANK
Exons: 4
Coding region: 677-1483 (268 amino acids)
Biological process (GO): regulation of gene expression
Cellular component (GO): nucleus
Molecular function (GO): protein binding
Source: RefSeq, a predicted model, not a curated record
AAUAUUUGCUUGUUGGCGUGUAUUGAAAAUUUGAGCGCGUACCAUUAAGCGUGGGAAGAUUAGGAGAUGGGAAAUCAUCGGGAGUUUUUGAAAACUCAAACUCUCUAUUUCAUGUACCGCUACGAUCAGCAGCACUAUCGCAAAUACUGUACAAAAAAAUAACAGACUACACCGCAAUUUCUUCAACAGAUGGUGUUCAAUGUCUUGUCUCGGAAUUUUAAGGGAUUAGCAAACUUUUUUAUUAUUUUUAUAUUAUCAACAAACACUCCAACUUGAAAUAUCUUUUGAUUAUUUUUCUAUUUAACCAUAGGUCUAACCAAAAGACAAAGUUAUCAUAAAACAUUGAAUGUACAUUAUUUUCUAAUACAUCCCUUAAUGCUAUCAAUGUUAUAAUGCAAUUGUAAAAUGAAUGGAUAUUAAGUUGGCUGGUAUGUUUGGCGUUUGCGUUCUUUUUUUUGUUCAGAUUUUUCAUAUUGAAAAUGAAUGUUUUUGUGAAUUUUUUCAUGAGUUAAGAAUAUAGUGAUUACAUUUUUUUAAAGAUCGAUAUUGUUUUUUAAUUCUUCCAAUUCCCUUGUUGAAUAUUGCUUCACUCGUACGAGUAACAAGAAUUGUCGAAUGAUCAAAAGUUCGAAGGUUAGAGCGAAAGCAAUACAUUUUUCCAUUCGAGUUCUAAACCAUGGAUCCGCAGUUUCAUACGGAACUCAUAUUGAAAUCGGAGGAUAUUGAUACCGGACACAGCACACCUCAAUUCUCGGAUGACAGUAAAACACCUGUUUCCGAUAGCCCUGAAGGUUCCAUAGGAAUAAGACCAAGACCGUUGAUCUGUAAACCAGAAAACAUAGAUUGUAAAUCGGAGCCUAUUGAAACAAAGUGGCAUUGGGCACCAGGAGCUUGGCAAGAUGCUACAAGAACUAGUGCUUUCCAACCGUACAAGCCACCAACGUUGCUCACAAACUUGCAAAGAGGCAACACAAAGACUCAGAUUCCAUUGUUAUAUGCCAGCAGCGAUAUUACGUUCCAUACCCUCGCAGGUCAAGGAGAACUCACACCAGAGAACAUAAAUUCUGAGUCUUUGGACGAGCCCGACGAGCAAGGUUUAACAGGAUUGAUGUGGGCAGCAGCGUAUGGUCAAUUGGGAAGUGCUCGGCAAUUGUUGAAAGCUGGAGCGAACAAAAACUACCAAGGUAACAAUGGGGAGACAGCACUUCAUUUGGCUGCUGCUUACGGACAUCAUGAUCUCGUGAAAUUGUUGAUUCAUUACGGAGCUGAUUGCAAUGCAACUGACGAAGAAGGAAACACACCGUUGAUAUAUGGUGCUAUCGGUGAUCAUCCUCACGUUUGUUACGAGUUGUUAACUCGAGGCGCCAACGUAACACACAGGAACGUUCACAACAUAAGCGCUUAUCACGCAGCAACAAUGAAAAAAGCAUCGACUGCCAAAGCUGUCAUUGAAAAUUAUCUCAUCCAGCAUAUUGUUAUUUAAAUCGCCCAAUUUUGAGUAUAGAUACGCUGUCGCGUUUCUAGACAAAAAUUUAUGGAAUUCCUUGACUGAUUCUUCUAAGAAGAAUCGAGGUAUUCACUAGAGUGGUAAAAAAAAGCGUUCAAUAUUCUGCAUGCCAAUCACCGUUUCAAAUAGUGCAUUUACCAUGCAAGUUUUCAUUAACGAUAACAUAGAAAAUGUCUCGUUAGGGACAAAACACCACGAAAUAACUUUUUUGAACCACCCUGGUACAAGUGCAGUGUAGAUUUGUAUAUAUUUUGUAUUACGACAGUUUUGCCGUUUUCUAUGAUUGUGUAUAUACAGUAUAAUAUUAUAUUCACCAUUGAACAUAACAAUUUAGAUAUUUAUUAGUCGAAUGGCAAGUCUCGCGAGACCUCAGUAACAUUUUUUUUGUCUGAUUAGUUCUCUUACUCGUAGUAUGUAUAUAUAUAUAUAUAUGUAUAGAAUUAUAAUGGUCGUGUGAACAUCUCCGAUUUUCCGUUCGACGAUUAAAACGUUCAAUUUUGAAAUAA